Molecule: messenger RNA, 1082 nt
Organism: Beta vulgaris subsp. vulgaris (sugar beet)
Lineage: Eukaryota; Viridiplantae; Streptophyta; Magnoliopsida; Caryophyllales; Amaranthaceae
Product: PLASMODESMATA CALLOSE-BINDING PROTEIN 5
Exons: 3
Coding region: 306-833 (175 amino acids)
Source: RefSeq, a predicted model, not a curated record
ACCGCUUUAUCCUCGAGAAAUGCAUAAAUGCAGGCUCGUCCUCCCUACAGUAACGCGUAACUCCCCAUCGAAGAAGACGAAAAAGUAAUUAUACCAAAAAAAACAGCCGAUGAAACUCCAGACAUUUGUCUCACAAAUCAAAUGUCUCAGAAAAAAGUAAUUAUACUUCACUUUCUCUACUUCAAAAAAAAAAAAAAAACACCAUCUCAACGGUCACUUUUUUCUGCUACUUCCAUUAUUCUUAAUUCUGACCACCAUAAAAAAACAUAUUCACUUGAAAAACCACAAACGUUAUUAAUUCUCUAAUGGCGGAUUUCUUCUUCAGUUUCUCCAUAAUUUUUUCUCUCCUCCUCGCAGUACCCUGGCGGCCCAUUCAAGCCCAACAAGUUAAAGCAGUGGUGCAGCAGCAGCAGCUAUGGUGUGUGGCAAAGAACAACGCGGAGGAUUCCGCACUUCAGCAGGCCAUAGAUUGGGCUUGUGGGCCAGGAGCUGCUGAUUGUGGGCCGAUCCAAAAUAGUGGGCCUUGUUAUGACCCAAAUGAUCUCAUUGAUAUGGCUUCCUAUGCUUUCAAUGACUACUGUCUUAAACAUGGCAUGACUGAUGAAACUUGCAACUUCAGCAACACUGCUGCUCUCACUGCUCUUGAUCCCAGUCAUGACAAGUGCAAAUAUCCAUCAAGCACUUUCUCUGCUGCAAAUUCUACCACCCCUUCAACUGCAGGGAUUAUACCAGGUAGUGAAAAUCUAAGUGGGUGUCCUCAAUUUGCUGCCACACAGGUUUGGAUGUUAGCCCUCCUGAAUCUGCUUCUUGUAAGCUUUACAUGUUCCCUAUGACUGAUGAAAAUCGGAAGGAUUAAGAUUAAUGAGCGAAGUAGUUAAGCGGAGAGUGCCAUAUGAACAUAGAGUUGGCUCUUUAUCUUAUUCAAAUAUCAUUCCUAGUGAAUUUCUGUUCCCUGGUUUCGAUCCUUAUAUUAUGAUCAAACACCUUUUUUCCUAUAUAAUUUAUCUAACCAAUUGGUAGAUUUGUUGUUUCUGUACAGUGUGGUAUCUUAGCCCAUACAAUAUAAGUGAUUUUCGUGGUUU